UCUCUUUCCCUCCCUUUCACUGUCACUGCAGGUCCAGGGCUCUUCUCAGUGUCUUAGAGACAGAGCCACUCACAUGUGUCAUAUAGACGGGGUUGUGCUGGCAGACCUGCAUCCAAAGCUUCUUGAAUAAUAAGGACCUUUUUUACAUCUGUUGGGAGAAAACAAAAAACAGCGGAUACAUUCGAAGCGAAUGAGAUAAGAAUUUGGAGUUUCCUCCGUGUCAAAUUGAAACUGCAGAAUAUUAAAAACUUUUUCGCCUGCCUCGAACAAACAUAAGAAAAGAAGACGUUCGGGAAUUAACUUGAAAAGAAAGUGAUUUUUUUCUCAGUUUUGGUGCAUUUUCUUCAUCUGGACUCUGUCUCAGGACCCGUCCACUCUGAUCUCUCACUGGAUCUGACUCUGUCGCUGCAUCACAGGGUGAAAAGCGGAAACUUUCUCAUAAGGAAUUGUCGCUCAUGCAGGGAGGUUUUCAUUACAGUUUAAAUUGGAACAGGAAGACUAUUUUUGGCCGCAGGUCACACUGUGCUGCUCUAAUAACAACAUGGGGAUUGUAUUUUGGACGUUUUCUCUCCUGGCUCUUCCAGUGUUGCAGUCUGCCAAGAUCCUGACUAUCUGUCUAAUUGGAGGAAGCCACUACUUGUUAUUAGAUGAAAUUUCUCAUAACUUACACCAGCAUGGCCACGAGGUCCGAAUGCUCCUGCAACUGGGCAACCCUGUUAUCACAGGUUUCUCCUAUAAAGGCCGUGCAGACAGUUACCAGAUGAGCACAUGGUCCUUGGGUGACAAGUAUAUUAAAGAAUACAACGGCUGGUUCCUGGAGCAGCAAACACAGUUUCUACUGGGAAGGGAUAACUUUCAUAACUUUUUAAACUUCAUGGGGCACCUGUCGUAUCAGUGUGACAAGCUGUUAGGGGACAAAGAGAUGAUAUCGUUCCUCCAGGGGCAACAGUAUGACAUCAUCAUCCUUGAUGCUUUUAACCCCUGUUCCUUCAUCCUGGCUCACAGACUUGGUGUCAACUACAUAGCUUUCUAUCCCGGCACUCUGAACGGUCCCCUGUCCAUCGCUCUGCCCAGCCCCGUUUCCUACAUCCCAGUCUUCAGCUCCCGCCUGUCUGAUCGCAUGAACCUCUGGGGUCGUGCAAAGAACCUCUUUUAUUCUUUCCUGGCUCCAGUAGGCCAAGAACUUAUAUGGUCGAAAUUUAGAGAAGUAGCCGAUCGCCACCUUGAGUCGGGCUCACUCCCCGGGGGUCUGGAGGAGCUACACGAAGGAGCGGAACUCUGGGCCUUCAACACCGACUUCUCCUUGGAGUUCCCUCAGCCUCUCCUGCCUUACACUGUGCUGGUGGGGGGUUUGCUGAAUAAACCUGCGAAGCCUCCUGAACAGGAUCUUGAGCGGUGGAUCUCCAGUUUUGGAGAAGCAGGUUUCAUUGUCGUGACUCUGGGAUCAAUGGUCUCUUCGGUCUCUGUGGACACGCUACUUGUGGAGCUGGUGGCUGGCUUCUCCAUGAUCCCUCAGGGGGUUCUCUGGAGAUAUGACCCCAAGCGAUGGCCAUCUGACUUGGACAAACCUCCCAAUGUCAAACUAGUGGACUGGCUGCCUCUAAAUGACCUGCUGGGCCACAAAAAGGCACGUCUCUUUAUCACGCACGGUGGACAAAACAGUUUGCUCCAGGCGGUGUACCAUGCUGUUCCGGUGCUGGGAAUUCCUCUGUUUGGGGACCAGUUUGAUAAUGUGGUAAGAGCGGAAACAAAGGGACUUGGCCUGAGCAUCAGCCCCACACACAUCACCAGAGAACUGCUCAGCUCGGCUGUUCAAACCCUCAUACAGGACACCAGGUUCAAGUCUACAGCUUUGUCCCUAAGCAGGAUCCACAAAUCCCAUCCCGUCCCUCCGGCCCUUCGACUCAUCCAGUGGGUGGAUCACAUCCUGCACAGCGGAGGUGGUGCUCAUCUGCAGCCGACCUCACUAUCACAGCCGUGGUACCAGAGACACCUGUUGGAUGUGAUGCUUCUUCUGUCCCUAGCGCUCACUGGACCUGUAGUUCUCUGCUGGACUUUCUGUAGGAACAUGAUUAGCAGUGGUAAAUAUAAAAAGAUACAAUAGCAGCAGCAAGUAUUCCCUCACAGAGACUUCAGAUUCACACCUCAGUGAAGUCACCUGUUUGUCAUGGACUUACUUUUCUGUACUGUAUACUAGGAGUUGUUAAAAAUUCAUCCUAAAAUGCUGCAAAUGUUCAAUAAAUAAGCCAUGCUUGUUUCAACUGAUUUUACCUUUGAACACAUUCAAUAAAAAAAAGUCGUAGAAGUCA
Molecule: messenger RNA, 2309 nt
Organism: Hippoglossus stenolepis (Pacific halibut)
Lineage: Eukaryota; Metazoa; Chordata; Actinopteri; Pleuronectiformes; Pleuronectidae
Product: UDP-glucuronosyltransferase 3A1
Exons: 10
Coding region: 542-2104 (520 amino acids)
Molecular function (GO): UDP-glycosyltransferase activity
Source: RefSeq, a predicted model, not a curated record